This is a messenger RNA of Dichomitus squalens LYAD-421 SS1, 1020 nucleotides long. RefSeq lists its product as uncharacterized. The transcript has 8 exons. The record is from RefSeq and is a predicted model, not a curated record. Lineage: Eukaryota; Fungi; Basidiomycota; Agaricomycetes; Polyporales; Polyporaceae. Bases 1 to 1020 code for a protein of 339 amino acids.
AUGAGUGGGGUCAAAUUCCUCGUCGACGUUGACCCCACCGGCGCGGGGAUCGGAUUGGCGUUGGCUCCCACAAACAUCGACCUAUCGUCGUCCACGCUCACGCUCAACUGGUGGGCAACAGGACGUCGUCCCACUUCUGCUACCGGUUCUAUCCAGCCCGAAGGCGGAGAUGCGGCUUCAAUUUUGGAGGUGCCUCAAGCGACGUGCGGGCAAUCGUCGGAUUCGUUCAACAUAUGGGUAGACAACAAUCCCACCUAUGCGUGGAAUGCGUCUAACGUCAUCCUUCGCGAUGAUCAGUCCGCGAUACAGGGUAGCAGUUUCACAUCGCAAGAGACAUUCGAUACUUCGCAUAAUUUCACUUGGAUCUCAAAGCGCCAAUUCUUGGCGCAGCGACGGCAGCACUCCGUCUCAGCAUGGUACCCAUUCGACCGCUACGCCGUAGAUGCGAUCGAGCAUGUGAGAACAUCAAACAGCGACGAAGCAUUGCAUAUCACUUUCUCGAUUCGUCGCUGCGAAGGCGUCAAGCUCUUUGCAAUAACCCUCUUCCUCACCAACUACGUUCUCGCCGCGGCUAUGGUUUGGGUUGCAGUCUGUGCGCACUACGGACCCUCACUCCCGGAGUCUGCGCUGUUCCUCCCUCUCACAAACAUUCUGCUCCUUCCUCAACUGAGAGGUGCGAUGCCAGGCGUCCCAGAUUUCGGUAUCUUUAUGGACCUCUUUGGGUACUACGUGAAUAUCUCUGCGAUCUGCUUCGCUGCGUUAUUCAUGUUCUUCAAGAUCGUCAGUGGACGUCGCCCCAGUAGCAUUAUUGGUGUAACAGAGCACCCGCCGUCCGAAGCCCUCCCACUAUACAGGAAGGGCGCUCUUCCAAUAGCCGUCGAAAGAUCUCUGUCCAUCACAGGCACCGUGGAACAUUUCGACAAGGGACCUGUCCCCAUCCAUGGCACGCAUCAGCAUGUCGAAGACGUUGUGGCGAUGUUCUCGGAGAAUACGGAGCCUCGUGACGUUUGCGUUCGUUAA